Molecule: messenger RNA, 3067 nt
Organism: Ctenopharyngodon idella (grass carp)
Lineage: Eukaryota; Metazoa; Chordata; Actinopteri; Cypriniformes; Xenocyprididae
Gene: her2
Product: hairy-related 2
Exons: 2
Coding region: 480-947 (155 amino acids)
Biological process (GO): regulation of transcription by RNA polymerase II; regulation of neurogenesis; anterior/posterior pattern specification
Cellular component (GO): nucleus
Molecular function (GO): DNA-binding transcription factor activity, RNA polymerase II-specific; protein dimerization activity; RNA polymerase II cis-regulatory region sequence-specific DNA binding
Source: RefSeq, a predicted model, not a curated record
GUGUGUGUGUGUUAAUUAAGGGCUAAAAAUCUACUCAUUGUUAGGUUUUCAAAUAAUUGUUCAGAAUCUUUUCUGAAGGAGAUUUUGAGCGGGAAGCGUUUGAAAGUUCUCAUAAUCUCUAUUCACUGCAUUGAUCAUCUACUUUCCCGCCGGAACAGCCAAGCUUGCUGUCAAAGGCUCGUGCACGCCUGCAAUUUCACGCUUCCCUUUUACCGCAUGCACUCACACACACACAACACACACACACGCACGCACGCACGCACGCUCCAGCUGUUUGAGCGCGCACCUCUAUUGUUUUCCAGCAAAGGAGGAUCAGGCUAAUUGAAACUUUUCCUAUUGAACCUUCAGCCGCGUUCUGAUUGGCUCAAAAGUGUGGAAAGCAGGAGAGCCGCGCCAUCAGGGCGUAUAUAACGGGACUGUUGUUUACCAGAAGAAACACACACGACCAAGUGACAGACAGCACUCAAACUGAAGAAAGAAUGGCUCCAACUGUUUGCAAAGUGACACAGACGGGAAAGGAUAAAACUAAAUUGAGGAAACCAGUGGUGGAGAAGAUGCGCAGAGAUCGCAUCAACAGAUGCAUCGAACAGCUGAAAGUUCUUCUAAAAGCCGAGAUAAAAGCCAGCCAGCCUUGUUCUAAACUAGAGAAGGCUGAUGUCCUGGAAAUGGCUGUCAUUUACCUGAAGAACAACACAUGGCCACUAACAGCGUCGCCGAAUGCAGACGCGCACGCGCAGAGCUACGCGGACGGCUUCUCCAUGUGCGUAGAGGAGACUGCGCGAUUCCUGUCGCAACAACAGACCACCAAACCAGUUUUAAUGGGACGCUUUGACAGAACCCAGCAACCCAAAUUGAGCGCUAAAUCUGUCUGUGCGCCUGCGCACAAAGACAGCUGUCAGAUCACGUCUAAGAACGCCGGAGAGCACGCGCUCUGGAGACCCUGGUGAUCUGCAUUCAUAAAGACAUGUCUAAUAUAGAGAAUGGGCUGUUUUCUCUAAGUAAAACUUUGUUUUUAUAAAAUGUUGAUGUAGGCAGCAGCUGUCAUGACGCAUAGAAUGUACAAGUCUACCCCAUGCCUGAAUCUGAGAGCACAAAUCUAUUGCUUUACUUAACCUCUGUGGAGAUUAACUUAAUUUACAUAUUGUAAAAAAGAGGCCUCUGUCACCUCUGUACGUUUCUGUUGAAAUAAUCUUUUUAAUGAGAUUUGUAACCUUUAUAGGUGUUAAAUCUGUCAUAUUGAUGGAAUGUGUAAAAUUGUCUCAUGUUGAGUUCGAUUGAAAAAAUAAACUAAAUUACACGUAUUUCGGUUUGUGGUUUAUUAUUAUUAUUGGGUUUUAUUUUUUUUCAAAAAUGUUCAUAACUUGAUGGUGUUUUUUUUUUUUUUUUUUUUUUUUUAUGCCAGAUAUUUCAUAAUAUAGAAAACAAAUUAAUAUUAAGUGCACUUAAUUUCUUCUGACACAUACUUACAGCUAUAAGUCACUCUAACAUGAAAUUAGCAUCCUAAAUAGGUUUAUUAAAUAUAUCUGUGAUAUCUACAAUGUAAUGUCAGUGUCCUGAGGAGCAAAUUGCAUAUAUAAAAAGACAAUCAUUCAGUUAAGUUAAAAUAAUAAAACAUUCCAAUGCAAAUUAAUGCCUGUAAUGAGGAAUCCAGCAAUUCAGAUUCUGGAAACGGCACACUUCAUUCUCCAGUGUGGCUUUUUCACACUUAGGUUUUCUCAUCAUAAAGUGUGGAAACAGGAACUGGCUGCAUGAGAGAGGAAAGAGACUGCGUUCUCAGGCCCUCACAUCGUCCUCUUGAUUUUACUGUGUAAAGAAGUGUGCCUCCACAGCCAUAUCUCCAUAAAGCGUCUGUCUGAAGUGUGCCACACUGCUUUGAAGACCCUAGAAUGUGUUACUGUGGGAGCCAGGAACCAGAGGUGACCGAACACAGAUAAAACACUUUGUUUGCUUGGUAGUUGAUUCUAUAACACAAAUAAGUAGAAGCAGAGGCACUACUACUUUUAUAUAAGUGUAACUUGAUGACAUGGAAUGAUUUCAUCCCCCGCAAUGUUUUCAGCUUCUUGUGCAUAUGACACUUCAGGUUAUAAAGCACUGAGGUGUGUAGAAGUGUGUCUGAGAACCAUGCAAGGAAGACCUACAAUACGCAAAAUAUUAAUAAGCAUUAUAAUAUUAGAGAGCUAUUUUGUUUGUAAACAGCAUUGACAGCUUAUAUCUCACAAUUCUUAGAAGGAAAACUUAGAAGGUAACUGUGACGUCUGCUCCAAAUUGGUCUAUAAUAUUACUAAAAUAACACCUUUAAAUCAAAUUUUUGACUGGUUUUGUAGUCUGUUUGGAAGUCUAAACAUGAUGACUUCUUUGUGAUUUGUUAGAGGUAAAUAUCUUCACUCAAGCCUUAUUCUGUAAGGUGUGAAUGUGUCAUAAAUCUGAGGUCUAUGUGAAGAGCAGAUCUGUAAAACAAUAUAGUGAUAUAACACUUCGUUAAUAUGCAAAAUCACACAUAAAUCCAUCAUCCACACCAUGUGUUUAUUGAGGCAAAGUGAGUUCUCAGAUUGGACUGCCAGUGAAGGAUAUUUUGACCAGGCAAGUUUAGAAUACCUUGCUGGCUUGGUCAUUUUCACAAAACUGAAAACACUCCCUCAUGUUUGCCUUCACACUCACAUGUAAAUGAUAUUAGAAUGCUACAGAUUUAAAUUAGAACAGCACAUAUAAUUUGCAUCAGUUAAAUGUAAAAGAACAAAUGACAUGGAAACUUUCAGCUGCAGUGUUUCCUUCCACUUAUUCGACAAUUAUAAAACCAUAGUUUACUCUCUGGAUAUAGUGAAUUUUGAAAGAAAAUCACAGUGAAAUAACACAUUAAAGUGAAAACAUUUCAGUGCAUUUACCCAGGUUUGUUUGAAUCCAGUAUCUCUUCAUAUUAAUAAUGCAGUGAUGUUUGAAGUGGACACCAGAGAUAGCAGAAAUCUGCAAUGACGUGCAGUUCCUUGAGUACAUUCACACCAGCUGGUGUCCCGGAGGUUUUCAUGUUAAAGGCUGCACCAGCAGAGGGCGUUUUUUUUUUUUUUUUUUU